ACACAUUCUCUUUCUGGGUAAUAACGCUCGGAAUUAUAUCACGAACUUGGAGGAAUUCUUUGCACAAUGGCCAAAGCAGCUACAGACAUUUCUUCAGGUCCCGACCUAGACAGUUCGAUUUCGAUUUCAAAAGAUGCAGAUAUUCCCCCAGUAUCUACCACACAUGUCGAAGAUGCGCCGGUCAAGUUUGAUGGCCCGCUGAGCCGCGAUGUAGACGUCGCUAUGGCUUUGUUCGACCACCCGGGCCAGAUCCACGGACCACGAGAUCCAGUGGAAGAGCGUCGGCUUGUGCGGAAGAUUGAUUUCAUGAUCCUACCUUACCUUGCUGUUUGCUAUGCGUUCUUCUACAUCGAUAAGACCACGCUCUCAUAUGCUGCAAUCUUUGGUAUACGAGAGGAUCUUCACUUGAAAGGGGCCGAGUACAACUGGCUGAGUUCCAUGUUUUACUUCGGGUUCCUGUUCUGGGCAUUCCCCACAAACUUCCUCAUGCAAAAGUUUCCUAUUGGGAAGUACCUGGGCAUUAACAUCUUCAUGUGGGGCUUCUUCCUCAUGCUCCAAGCAGCAGCCCACAGCUUCGCCAGCCUCAUGGCCCUCCGCUUCCUUGCUGGCGCCGCCGAAGCGUGCUCCGACCCGUCAUUCAUGCUCAUCACCAGCAUGUGGUACACACGCAAGCAACAGCCCGUUCGCAUGGGCCUAUGGUACAUGGCCAACGGCUUGGGCAUCGCCCUUGGCGGCCUCCUCGGCUACGGCAUCGGGAAUAUCAGGGGGUUUCUCCCGUCAUGGAAAUACGAGUUCCUCAUUAUUGGUGCACUCUGCUGCAUUUGGGGAAUCGUGAUAGUUCUUUUUCUCCCGGACUCGCCCGUUAGCGCAAAGGCGCUGACCAAAGCGGAGAAACGUAUGGCGGUCCAGCGACUACGGGAGAACCAGACUGGUAUCGAGAAUAAGCACCUCAAGGCCUAUCAAGUGCGCGAGGCCUUCCUGGAUAUCAAGUUAUAUCUCUUCUUCGUUCUGGGCAUCGUAUGCAAUGUACCCAAUGGGGGCAUAUCCAACUUCGGCACGCUGAUCAUCAAGGGCUUUGGGUUCAGCACGCUCGUCACGACGUUAAUGCAGGUCCCGUAUGGGGUGCUCAUCGCGAUCUGUAUUCUGGUCUGCGUAUAUCUCAACGACAGGUGUGAGAACAAGCGGUGCUUGUUCAUUCUCAUAUUCCUGUGUCCGAACAUUGCUGGGGCUUUUGGGUUGCGGUAUCUAGAUGCGGGGAACCAGGCUGGGAGACUUGUGUCGUAUUAUCUAACGGGGCCGUAUAAUGCGGCGUUUGUCAUGAUUCUUUCGUUGCAGGUCGCCAAUACGUCGGGACAUACGAAGAAGGUUGUUACAAAUGCGGUGUUGUUUCUUGGAUAUUGCAUUGGAAAUAUCAUCGGCCCCUUUUUCUACUUGUCCAAUCAAGCUCCGCAUUAUGAAUUGGGAAUAUGGUCCAUCAUUUUGUCGCAUCUUCUCGAAGCCUGCAUCAUCGUCACAUUCUGGAUUAUGAUGAGUCGCGAGAAUCGGCGCCGCGACAAGAUCCAGUCUGUUAUGGUCGGAGGUCUAGAGGGCAGAGAUCUAGAUGCCACAGCGUUCUUGGAUAUGACGGAUCGGGAGAAUCUAAAUUUCAGAUACAUUUACUGAAGUAGAUGUAUCAUUAAAAACGAGGGAGAUAUUUACUUGAUAUAUCUAGUGACACAAUUGGCUCGAUACAGCGAAGAGAGAUGAGAUUAUCCCGGUCUUGGUCACAGUGAUCAUCGAAUGUGAAUUUGCGCAUGAAAUUCUUCAUUCUGGUCACCACAGCUCAUGAUGCAGUGGAUAGCUUAUUUUGUUCGAGCAUGGCAUACUUAGGUGUCGAUAUUGGCUUCGUGAUGAGUUGAACCCCCGAGCUAUUGGUGACCGACAGGGAAGAAACACAUAUUCUCAAGGCAAUGCAAUGCUACCUCUAUGCAACUGAG
Molecule: messenger RNA, 1976 nt
Organism: Pseudomassariella vexata
Lineage: Eukaryota; Fungi; Ascomycota; Sordariomycetes; Amphisphaeriales; Pseudomassariaceae
Product: MFS transporter
Exons: 5
Coding region: 67-1662 (531 amino acids)
Biological process (GO): transmembrane transport
Cellular component (GO): membrane
Molecular function (GO): transmembrane transporter activity
Source: RefSeq, a predicted model, not a curated record